This is a messenger RNA of Amorphotheca resinae ATCC 22711, 813 nucleotides long. RefSeq lists its product as hypothetical. The transcript has a single exon. The record is from RefSeq and is a predicted model, not a curated record. NCBI's taxonomy places the organism in Eukaryota, Fungi, Ascomycota, Leotiomycetes, Helotiales, Amorphothecaceae. The coding region runs from base 138 to 611 and encodes 157 amino acids.
UUACAUUCUACCCUCGGUGAUACGUUGCGACGCGGUCUGCGAAGAUUUAUACCGCGACCGAUCUCACAGAUUGGCCCUUAUCCACGAUAAAUACUCCCCAGCAAGAGCAGAAUACAGAGAAUAUCACUACUGCCAUCAUGCAUUUCUCAUUUUCGCCUUCCCCAUCCCGGAGCAGCUACGCUACGUCCCCGAUGGACAUCCCGUCGACCUCCAGCUCGUGGCCGCAGUCCCCCUCCUGUGCGUACCCCUCAUGGCCACGAAGAGCCUCGCUCUCCUCGACCUCCAGCGACGAGGACCAGAGCGAGAUGGCCUCUUCAUUUAUCUCGGACGACGACCUGGAGGAUCUCUUCCCCGCCGUCUUUGACGAUGCCGAACAGGACUGCACGCCUGUCGUGACGCCACUUGGCCCUCGCUCUCUUGAUGCGUCACCCACCCUGCGCCAAGCGCAGGUGGUGGUCGAUACCGGCGCGCUGAUGCGGGAGUUGAUCGCGCAGGAAAAGGCAAAGAAGGAGAGAAAACGCCGGAGUAGGAGUGGCAGUUCCAGUUCGAAGAAGUCGCGCAGCGGGUCUAGCAAUAAGCACAUGAGCCCGAUCUUGGAGGUUGUGGAAUGAGGCGUUGUGCCGUGGUGGAGUGCGUUGGGUUCCUAUGUUUGGUAAGUCUGGUGUUCACAUGUGGAUAUUGACAUCUGCCAUGAUACUGAUUCGUGAUACCAGAUACCAGAUACCAGAUUCUUUUUGCAAAGAUUAAGGAGGAAUGAGUGCCUUUUCGCAUAAUGAGUUUCAGGGUUAUUUCAGGGUUAUUGUUGAGGAAGCC